CGUCUCUCAGUUGCGAUGGCAUAUUUCCGCCGGAAUUUACAGGUAUCGAUCUGAACAUUUUGCCAUUGUCUUCUAAUCCCUUCGGCCGGACGAGAGUGGAACACAACAACGCGGCGCCGUUAUGACGUCUGAGGGUCAGUGGCAAAUGAUAGUGCUCACCCUCACAUGCCUCUCCCCCGUCCGCUCCUCAGACGAAGAUCUGUUGGAUCGUGCGGCCGCACAAUUGACCAGGCUCUCGGCAUUCAGAAGAACGAAAGAGCCCCCAACAAUCCCCACCGACGAUCCAGGCCUCGCUGAGGCGCCGGCGAAUGAACAAACCCCGGAGGACAAUCAGAACCUCCUCAUGAAUGCUGAUGCCAUGAAGAGGAUUGACGAGCUGGCGCAAGCUGCUUACAAUCUCUACAAAGAUCCCAAUUACGACGCCAUGAUGCAGAGGAUAAAGAGAUCGGGAAGUGGGGAUUUUGUCUCGGGAAUUGCGAAUAAAGUUGUUGGCGGAGUGGUUGGAGCUGUUGGUGGACUCUCCAGUGGACUGUCCGGUGGCUCCAGUGGUCCGCAGGCUCAUGACUCUUAUGGGGCACCUGUUGAACCGUACGGACCAAAGCAAUUCAGCAUUUUCGACUUUAAAAAAGCCAUUCUAAACACUGUCCUCCAAGCACUAAAGGCCCUAGCUGGUGGUGCAUUAGCAUUGAAGGGCCAGCUGAUUAAAGGUGGGGGUUUCGUUGUGCAAACCAAAGGGCGCGUUAUCUCCUCUGCGGGUGAGGCAAUAUCCUCUCUCGGGUCUAAGAUAGCCAGCAGCGCUGUAAUUAGUGCACCGAAACCAGUGUACGGUGCACCAGGAUACUCGUACGAUGCUCACCACACACAAGAUGUUUCAUACGAUGGACCACCACCAAGUCCAGAUGCAACUUAUGCCGAUCAUAAUGUUUAUCACGGCCCGUACGGCAGCCCCUCAUCCGACAACCCAGCGGAGGAGCCGGGUCUGCUAAUAGUGAAAGACGCCAAGCCCGGAGAGUCCCCUCACCCGGAGGAUCACCGCCACAACUCCAUUCACGAGGACAACCCUCCCAUCCAGGACGAGCAUCACCACAACCACAUUCACGUCGAGACCCACCCCCCGGACGCAUCGCAGAGCGUGGGGAGCUUGGAGGAGAGCUUUGGAGGACCGCCCAAGGGCUCAACCGUCACGAAAUUCACUGGAGUGGUGACUGGAACAUUUGAGCCCAUUCAGAGUCAUCAAACGGCUCAGCAAACUAAUGGCAACGAUCAUUAUUACGUUGAGCAUAAGGAGCAGAGUGUUCAGGUGCCUCAGCACGAUGCGCCGCAGGCUCUGAGUCCGCCAGCCGCAUCGGACUAUCAAGGACAUCAUCAGGGACCCCCGCAGGAUGUCAAUCAUCAGAAUAAUCAGCAGGCAUUCCAGGCGAUUCAGGCGGGCAUCAAUCCUCACUUAGGAAUUAAUUUUCCCAACGAUCAGCCCCUGAAUUAUCAGAAUCAACAGCAUAACGGACAGCAAUUGAGUUAUGAUAAUCAGGGAUUUGUCGGGAAUUAUCAGGACCCGAGGAGUUACGGAUUCAGUGGACAAGUGGAGCCCCUGAAAGUCCCCAUUUUCGAGCACCAGAAUACCCUGGAUUCCGUUAACCUCGGGGUUCUCGGUCUACCCAACGCCUACGGGGUGCCCAUGCACGGAAUGGAUCUCGCUGGAGCCUACGGGGUCUGGAAGAGAAACGGAAUCUACAGGAUGAAGAAGGGAACCUACUGGAGGUACCGAGUCAGCGAUCCAAAGAUCCACAGGAUAUAGACUAAUUUGUGAUUUCAUUCGUGUGAUGAUGGUAUUUUUAUCGCUUUCGUGUUUUUUGUUGUGGAACAUCGAGGGAUUUUUUUUCUACUUUGUAAAUAUAUGUAUAUUUCGAGUUGUUUUCUAA
Molecule: messenger RNA, 1919 nt
Organism: Diachasma alloeum
Lineage: Eukaryota; Metazoa; Arthropoda; Insecta; Hymenoptera; Braconidae
Exons: 5
Coding region: 122-1795 (557 amino acids)
Source: RefSeq, a predicted model, not a curated record